This is a messenger RNA of Cuscuta campestris, 1561 nucleotides long. NCBI's taxonomy places the organism in Eukaryota, Viridiplantae, Streptophyta, Magnoliopsida, Solanales, Convolvulaceae. The record is from the annotation of a GenBank genome assembly.
CGUAGAGAGAAAUAAUAUUCUUCCACAUUGUCCGGUAGGACAACUGGUAACCAUCGGGCAUUAGAUUGUGCAGCUCGUGGACUUGAGCCAUCUGCAUGUACGACAGUUGCUCCAAGAGCAACCUGUCAUCCAACAGAAUGAAGCCCUCAUCCACAGACCGAGCAACCGAGACCACUUGUUCCGCGGAAGAAGAAGAGGCACAGGUGGAAGCAUCAACCAGCUUCUUCUGUGGAGAAGCAGCUGGGCGCCCAAAAGAUGAAGAGGAUUGGGAACUGGAGGUCCAAGACCAGGCACCAGAACCAUAAGAAUGAACGGAAGGGUUCUGGCUAUCCUCGUGCUAAAAACAAAGUUAAAACGCAUACAUUAGAUUUCUUGGUGUUCACAUGGAAUAACUGUCUAUGUCACAGACUUCACAGAGACUUAAUGUAUGUGAAAACAGAGUUACAUCAGGUUUACAUUAGUUUAUGUGCAGGGAACUCAGAGAAAGUUAUCAUACUUGUUACAUACUUUACACAAAAAGCAAAAAGCAAAAAGGGUGGAACACAUCUUGUGUUUUGCUCUUUUUAUUUCCUUGUUGACUACACACAAAUGUAACACUUCUAGGAGUUUCAUCUUUGGCUUUGCGAGUUGUCCUAGUCCGCAUUGGAAAUCCUACACUUCGAGCAUAAGCCAGAUAGUGUUCUCGAAUUUCUUCAAUGCUUGUAAACUUCAUCCCCACUUCAGGCACGCUACCUUUGUUUCCUUUAGAAGGACAUUGACCAUUGUUCCGGACAUCAUUGUUAAUGUCAUUUUUUUUUGUCUAAUCUCACCACUCGCCUGUUCUUGCCCUUUGUCGUUAAAUAAAUACUGAAAGCAAGGAUCGUUUAGAAAAAAAUCUGGUUCAAAAGCUGCAAAAAACAGUACCUUUAAUAUAAUAAAAUACCUGACUAUGAAGAAAACAAUAAUACACCAAAUGCAGAGUUCAUACAGAUAAUUAGCGUCUGUGACAAGGACAAACCCUAGAUUCACAGAACUUUAAUCUCUGUAACACGAAAACAAAACAAUUUUUUUUCACUACUUCAAAUGAAUAUAGAAUGUGGUCUAAAUAUCAACACUUACAACUGGGCUGCAACUCAUAUAAAAUCAGGUCUUCUUCUUCACCACCAAAAUCAUGUGGUUGCUCAUUCUCAACAUUUGUAACAAUAGAUGUUUGUAAGUCCAUAAUCACCAAAUAUCCUAUGUACUCUACAAAAAUUCAAAAUAUUAUUGCCAUCAAAAUUGACUAAAAAUGGAAUGAAGAGAAGAGAUUGACAAAGGAAUUGUCGUGCUACAGGGGUUGGCGCAUUAGAGAUAUGAAGAGGAAGAUAAGAAAAAGAAGAGAUUACCUGCCGGCUUGUAAGAAGGAGAGCGCAUGAAAGGGAGAAGAGAGCCGGUCACUGCCGCGGAAGAGCAUAUCCAGAGCAACAUAGAGGAAAGGAGAAAAAAAGGAGAAAAGGUAAAAAAAAUACCUUAAAUAGGGAGGCAGCAAAGGAGGCAUUGGUGGGUGCACUGUAGCACGGUCCAAUAAAAAAAUCUACUCGGU